AAACUUAAGCGCAAGGAAUUACCGCAGAUAAAGAAAUGGCUCUGUAACUAACUAUAAUUCUUAAAGAUUGUUCACUCUAUAUCUUCUUAAGAACUGUUGACCUAGUACAUCGAAAAUUUCCACAGAUCACCUACUUAGCAGUUAAACCACUUCACAGACAUGUUUACAAUUGUGGGAUUUGUAUUCUUAGUCAGAGAAAGUAUGAACGUAGCACAGAUUUGUAUGCGUCAAGACAAUCACAUUCAUUGACAAUUUAGCAUAGUAAAAUGUGUGGGCUGAUACAGUAUAGAGCAGUCUCAGCAGCAAACAAAUAUUACAAUAGUCCAUUAUCAUUUGUGCCAAAGCAUAGUCCAGCUCAAAAUGAUGACAUUGAUAAAAUAAGUACAUUUAUUAACUCUGCAAACAAACUAUUAGUUCUUACUGGUGCUGGAAUAUCUACAGAAAGUGGGAUACCGGAUUAUCGUUCAGAAGGUGUUGGUCUCUAUGCCCGUAGCAGUCGAAGACCAAUUCAGUACCAAGAUUUUAUAAAAAAAGAAUUUGUUCGAAAACGUUACUGGGCACGCAAUUUUGUUGGAUGGCCCAGAUUUUCUUCAUUCCUUCCUAAUUCUGUUCAUUUUAUGAUAAAAGAUUUGGAGAUAAAACAUGGAAAGGUAUGUUGUGUUGUUACUCAGAAUGUUGAUAAGCUGCACACUAAAGCAGGAAGUAGACAUGUUAUAGAACUUCAUGGUUCAGCAUUUAAAGUAAUGUGUUCAGAUUGUAACAACACAAUGGAUAGACACCAUUUCCAGACUAUUCUUGAAGAAAUGAAUUGUCAUAUGAAAGGGACAAGUAUGAUGAUUAGACCAGAUGGAGAUGUUGAUAUAUCUCAGGAUGAAGAACAACGAUUUCUGGUGCCCAGCUGCAGCCAAUGUGGGGGAGUUCUGAAACCUGAUAUUGUUUUCUUUGGUGAUAAUGUUCCUCAGGAAAGAGUUGAAGCAGUGAAACAUGAAAUAGAAAAUUGUGAUUCAUUGCUGGUGCUUGGUACUUCAUUAACUGUAUUUUCUAGUUAUAGAAUAUUACUCCAGGUAUCUGAGAAUAAGAAACAAAUAGCAAUUGUGAACAUUGGACCAACAAGAGGUGAUAAAUAUGCUCAUAUCAAAGUUGAUACUAAAUGUGGAGAUAUUAUUCCUAAGCUGCUUGUACAUUAAUCGGAACUGUUAAGAUUAAUAUAAAAUAGGAUAUUUAAAGUUAGGUAGGCAUUAGUAAUUUUUUAAGCUAGAAUUUCAGGGAUGAGGCAGUGUAGAAGACCUAGGUACAGAUGGAAGAUUAGUAUUGAAUCUGCUCUUUGAGAAACAAAGUUUAAAGAUGUAAAGUGGAUUAAAUUGCUCUCUUACAGAGAAAGUGUGAAAAAUGAUUGUUCUCAUAUUACAUAUAUAUUAUGACUGAAACAUUCUCAUUCACAGUCAUUACACCUAGGUUUUUCUAUAAUCAUGCUAUAAUGUUAAAAUAAAUUGCUAGCCAUAUUAAAUAA
Zootermopsis nevadensis is the source of this 1510-nucleotide messenger RNA. RefSeq names its product NAD-dependent protein deacylase sirtuin-4 (gene Sirt4). Lineage: Eukaryota; Metazoa; Arthropoda; Insecta; Blattodea; Termopsidae. Gene Ontology annotation, cellular component: mitochondrial matrix. The record is from RefSeq and is a predicted model, not a curated record. Gene Ontology annotation, molecular function: NAD+ binding; histone deacetylase activity, NAD-dependent.